Messenger RNA from Athene cunicularia (burrowing owl), 1770 nucleotides. RefSeq names its product intraflagellar transport 22 (gene IFT22). The record is from RefSeq and is a predicted model, not a curated record. NCBI's taxonomy places the organism in Eukaryota, Metazoa, Chordata, Aves, Strigiformes, Strigidae. The transcript has 4 exons. Gene Ontology annotation, molecular function: GTPase activity. The coding region runs from base 100 to 678 and encodes 192 amino acids. Gene Ontology annotation, cellular component: endomembrane system. Gene Ontology annotation, biological process: intracellular protein transport.
CGCCGUGCAGGGGGUGCGGCUGCGGAGGCGGGAGGGAGGCGGGGGGCCGGCCUGCGUGCACAGGGGCCUUGGCCGGAGGGCGAGCAGGGACCCCGUUUAAUGUGGCCUUGGCACAUUAAAUUCCAACGGGUGUCUUUCGCUCCCGCUUUCUGCCAGUCUGGAAAAUCGGUGUUGGCAAACUUUGUUUCGGAGAGCGUGGAAGGGAUCGGCAGCUACAGCCCAACGCAGGGUGUAAGGAUCCUGGAGUAUGAGAAGCCAAACCUGAACGGUAACAGUAAGGGAGCUGGCUGUCGCAUUGAAUUGUGGGAUUGCAGUGGCGAUCAAAAGUUUGAAACAUGCUGGCCAGCUCUGAUGAAGGACUCUCAUGGCGUAAUGAUAAUCUUCAAUCCUGAGCUGCCCAGUCACCUGAAAGAAAUUGAAAUGUGGUACUCCUGUUUCGUGCAGCAGCAGCCACUGCUUGAUAGUCAGUGUCUCCUGGUUGCACAUCACAAGCCGGGUAGCGCAGGGGACACAGAAAAUCUGUCCUUGGCUUACCCAUUGAACAAACUAAAACUGAUACAUUCCAACUUAGAAGAAGAUCCUGAAGAUGUUCGGAUGGAAUUUAUGAAAUACUUCAGAAGCAUCAUCACCUUAAUAAAUGAGAGCAGAGAGAGAGAAGAAAUGUCAAUUAUCUCAUAACAUUAAAAGAAAUAUGGAACAGGGAAGAAAAAUGAUUGUUUUCACUUUGUAAGCUCUACUAGCUUGUGAACAGGCCCUCACAAUGAGAAUUUUCCAGCCUAUAAACACUUCAGACUAUAAACAAGUGCUGACAUCAGAUGAACUGUGGUGCCAAAGAGAUGGCUACACAUCCAGGAAUUUGGGUAACUUUAGCUGCACUUUGGUUUCAUUUCACCUCAGAAGUACAGAAAGGUAUUGUUUAGUAUGUUAGUGUGGACCAAAAGAUAAAGGUAUGGGUUAUCUCUUCACUUCAGAAUCUCUUUUGGUAGAGGUGCUAAGAGAAGAAAGCCUGACAGAACUUAAGAUUUGUGGAGUUCUGUUGAAGCAUCUGAGUAAAGUGCUCAUGUUAGUUGUGUUUCUGGAGAAGUUAUGCUUUUGGAAGUCAGUACAGACUGAUUGGAAUAAAGAUCUGAGAAGCAGCUGUGGUGUGGAAUCCACUUUUUAUGUUCCAAGUUCAUAUCUUUCUGUCCAGCAUCUGAAGAGAGCACAUUGCAUAGCUAUUGCCUUGGCAAGACAGACAGGUUGCAGUCUUUCUCAGGACUAGGUUCUUCUUCUAUUCCAACUAAAUAUGUUGUUGGGGACAAUGUUUAGGUCUCUCUGGGAGCAGGAGAAUUAAAAUCCCAGUGUAGUGCAAUACUUUGAUCUAUGUUGUGAGCCUCAAUAGAGGAGAAAAGUUCUGCAUUCUCCCAAGGAGGAAAAGCUGUUUCUAAACUUGUAUUACUAUUCCCUGUUGCAUUGCAAUAAGUGGUUUCAUAGAUAAUUUACUUUCUGAUUUGUUUGGUUUGCACUCAUCCCUGUUCUUAGUGUGUUUUGCUGUGGAAGACUUUUUUUAUAACAUGCAGUAUUAAAGCAGUAAAAACAUUUUUUAAAUGUGUCCUUUUUAUUCUCAAAGGGAAGGUUAAUUAUGGUUUUGUGAAACUCUUAUCAACUUGCCUAAUUUUUAGUAAGGAAAACAGUGAUAAAUUUGUAGUACGUUUUACACUAAUUAGCUCCAACGAGACAUUUACAAAAACUUGUCACCAGCCCAAAUAGCCACAGAAAUUGCAAAUGAAA